Messenger RNA from Penaeus indicus, 1344 nucleotides. RefSeq lists its product as uncharacterized. The record is from RefSeq and is a predicted model, not a curated record. Gene Ontology annotation, molecular function: nucleic acid binding; RNA-DNA hybrid ribonuclease activity. The transcript is spliced from 3 exons. Lineage: Eukaryota; Metazoa; Arthropoda; Malacostraca; Decapoda; Penaeidae. Bases 1 to 1344 code for a protein of 447 amino acids.
AUGCAACCUAUCCUCGUCUCCAAGCCAACGCUCGGAUAUUUAAGGCCUGCAGGUGACCCCUGUAAUAAGUGCAGAGAGCUUGGUUUAAAAGUUAACUCAGAUAAGUUAAAAGCACUCCAGAUAAGAAGAAUAUCAGCCUGCCUGGACUAUAGUGCGCCUGCACUACUAACACUCAGUUCUGACCAAAUUGUCUCUCUAGAAACCAUACAGAAUAGAGCCAUGAGAUCAAUACUUGCUGCCCCAAGAUGGACUAGACUAGCCAAUUUAAGAGUCGAGACUUACUUACCAUCUCUCCACACCAGAAUCAGACAAAUAGCAGUCACUCUCUGUUCAAAGAUGAUCACACAUACCAGACCUUCACCCUUAAAAACUUUCAGCCGUAUGCUUCAUAACCAAGACUUACACCACAACCUCACAUGGCACCGCAAGUUAGCUGAAGCAUUCCACUUCCUUAAUACAGUACCUAUACUAUCGGCAAGAGGAAUAGAUAACUAUCACCCACACUACCAUCCAAACCCCCCAUGGAAAGACAAAUCUAUAUCAAUACACACCAGCACCAUUCCUACCACGAAGGCUCUGUGCACUCCUACUGUUGAUCAGGCCACUGGCAGAUCAGGGGCAGCCAUAGUUACCGACGACAUGAGCAUAGCACACAGAAUGUCAGAUGGAGCAUCCACUCUACAAACUGAACUGUAUGCCAUCAAGUUGGCUUUCAGACACGCAGUAUAUACUACACACCCAACUAUACAUAUCUUCACUGACUCUCUCUUAGCCAUACAGACCCUUAAGAAAAACCAAGUCACAGAUAAUCUCAAACUAGUAACAACCAUUCUCUUUCACAUUCAGCAACUGGAAGAACAAGGAAAGACCCUGAGUUUAUGGUGGAUCCCCAGCCACGUCAACAUCUCUGGCAACGAGUCUGCUGAUGCUGCUGCCAAGAAUAGUCUACGUUUCAGCACUAUCAAUGGACACAUUACCCCAAGAUCCCCAUCAGCAAAUUGGUACAAGAUAGUCACCGACUACAAUCCUCCAUUCUCAGUCACCACUCUUCCCAGGAAAUCUGCUGCAGUAUACCACAGACUCAGCUUAGGAUACAGAUGCAAUUGGGAGAUAGAUAUCAGAGUCCCCAGGCCAUGUACCUUGUGUACCAUAAUCACUGAUGAGCCUCUAAUCCACUACAUCCUGGACUGCCCUAAUAUCCAGCAGUUACGACCUCAGCAAUACCAAGGCCCGCACAAAAGAGAUCGAAGACAAUUUGCUUCUACAGCUGCCAGAUGUCUAGCCGAAAUACUCAGCUCACCUGAUGUCCUCCAGGUACUUACAAGUGUACCUCCACCCAGAUGA